This is a messenger RNA of Fraxinus pennsylvanica, 324 nucleotides long. NCBI's taxonomy places the organism in Eukaryota, Viridiplantae, Streptophyta, Magnoliopsida, Lamiales, Oleaceae. The record is from the annotation of a GenBank genome assembly.
AUGGACGAAGUAGCAAGUUACGAAGAGCCUCUGUUUAUCUUUGAAUGCAAUGUUCAUUCUGUGAAUGCUCUAUCUAGUUGUCAUUCAAGGACCCUUGUAUGUGAACAACGCAAUUCUCAGCCUGCAGCAGUCAGGUGUAUUGAAGAGGAGAUCUCACUCUGUCAAAACUGCAACUGGUCUUCACAAGCUGCCCUGCUUCAGCUGCAGGCCAUAAACAACAGUCAAUCAAUUGUUAUUCUGGAUGCCCUUCUGCAACCGAACUUCCAAGUAUUUGGUCAUUCUUUUCAGCAAAUUAUUCAAGCUGCAAUCCUUGAAUCUUUUUAA